GGCCGAGCGCUUGGGUUCCUCCCCUGCUUGCGGCCCUGGGUCUCAUUCAUUGCCGCGCUGCUGAGCGGCGCCGUCAGCGGGCCCGUGGGCUCCGGAGGCUGUCCCCGUGGGGCGGGAGGCCGCCAUGGCAACCCUGGAGAAGUUGAUGAAGGCCUUCGAGUCCCUCAAGUCCUUCCAGCAGCAGCAGCAGCAGCAGCAGCAGCAUACCCCGCCGCCUCAGCCCCCUCAGCCGCCGCCGCAGGCGCAGCCGCCGCCGCCUCAGCCGCCGCCGCCUCAGCCGCAGCCGCCGCCGCUGCCGCCGCCCGUCCCAGCCGCGGCCGAGGAGCCGCUGCACCGACCAAAGAAAGAACUCUCAGCCACCAAGAAAGACCGUGUGAAUCACUGUCUGACGAUAUGUGAAAACAUAGUGGCACAGUCUCUCAGAAAUUCUCCAGAAUUUCAGAAACUACUGGGCAUCGCUAUGGAACUUUUUCUGCUAUGCAGUGAUGACGCGGAGUCAGAUGUCAGGAUGGUGGCUGACGAAUGCCUCAACAAAGUCAUAAAAGCUUUGAUGGAUUCUAAUCUUCCGAGGUUACAGUUAGAACUCUAUAAGGAAAUUAAAAAGAACGGUGCUCCUCGGAGCCUGCGUGCUGCCCUGUGGAGGUUUGCUGAGCUGGCUCACCUGGUUCGGCCUCAGAAAUGCAGGCCUUACUUGGUAAACCUUUUGCCUUGCCUAACUCGAACAAGCAAGAGACCUGAGGAAUCUGUUCAGGAGACCUUGGCUGCAGCUAUACCCAAAAUUAUGGCUUCUUUUGGCAAUUUUGCAAACGACAAUGAAAUUAAGGUUCUAUUAAAGGCUUUCAUAGCGAAUCUGAAGUCAAGCUCCCCUACUAUUCGGCGGACAGCGGCUGGCUCGGCAGUGAGCAUCUGCCAGCACUCAAGAAGGACGCAGUAUUUUUAUAGCUGGCUACUAAAUGUGCUCUUAGGUUUGCUAGUUCCUGUCGAGGAUGAACACUCCACCCUCUUGAUUCUUGGGGUGCUGCUCACGUUGCGGUAUUUGGUGCCUUUGCUGCAGCAGCAGGUCAAGGACACGAGCCUGAAAGGCAGCUUUGGGGUGACACGGAAAGAAAUGGAAGUCUCUCCCUCAACAGAGCAGCUUGUCCAGGUUUACGAGUUGACCUUGCAUUACACUCAGCACCAAGACCACAAUGUGGUGACUGGAGCAUUAGAACUCCUGCAGCAACUCUUCAGAACCCCGCCUCCGGAGCUCCUGCAAGCUCUGACCACGGCAGGCGGCCUCGGGCGGCUCACGGUGGCUAAAGAUGAGCCUCGUUGCCGAAGCCGUAGCGGGAGUAUUGUGGAACUUAUAGCUGGAGGGGGUUCUUCAUGCAGCCCUGUCCUUUCAAGAAAACAAAAAGGGAAAGUGCUCUUUGGAGAAGCAGCAGCCUUGGAGGAGGACCCUGAGUCAAGAUCUGACAGCAGUAGCCCAGCCUUUGCAGCCUCAGUGAAGGGUGAAAUUGGUGGUGAACUGGCUGCCUCUUCAGGGCUCUCCACUCCUGGCUCUGCUAGCUCAGCCGCCGACUCUGUGGGUCACGACAUCAUCACCGAACAGCCCCGGUCACAGCAUACGCUGCAGCCAGACUCAGUGGAUCUGACCGGCUGUGACUUGACAAGCGCUGCCACCGAUGGGGACGAGGAGGACAUCUUGAGCCACAGCUCCAGCCAGAUCAGUGCUGUCCCAUCUGACCCUGCCAUGGACCUGAACGAUGGAACCCAGGCCUCCUCACCCAUCAGUGACAGCUCCCAGACCACCACCGAAGGGCCUGAUUCAGCUGUGACCCCUUCAGACAGUUCUGAAAUUGUGUUAGAUGGUGCCGACAGUCAGUAUUCAGGGAUGCACAUUGGACAGCCGCAGGACGAGGAUGAGGAAGCCACAGGUAUUCUUCCCGAUGAAGACUCGGAUGCUUUCAGAAACUCUUCAAUCGGUGUGUUGACUUCAGCCCUUCAACAAGCACAUUUAUUGAAAAGCAUGGGCCACAGCAGGCAGCCCUCUGACAGCAGUAUAGAUAAAUUUGUCUCAAGAGAUGAAGCUGCUGAACCAGGAGAUCAAGAAAACAAGCCUUGUCGGAUCAAAGGAGACAUAGGACAAUCUACUGAUGACGAUUCUGCUCCUGUUGUCCAUUGUGUCCGCCUUUUAUCUGCUUCAUUUUUGCUAACUGGGGAAAAAAAUGCCUUGGUUCCGGAUAGGGAUGUGAGGGUCAGUGUGAAGGCGCUGGCCCUCAGCUGUUUGGGAGCUGCUGUGGCCCUUCAUCCUGAAUCUUUCUUCAGCAAACUUUAUCAAGUACCUCUUGACACCACGGGAUACCAUGAGGAGCAGUAUGUCUCAGACGUCUUGAACUACAUCGACCAUGGAGAUCCACAGGUCAGAGGAGCCACAGCCAUUCUCUGUGGGACACUUGUCUACUCCGUCCUCAGCAGGUCCCGCUUCCACGUGGGAGACUGGGUGACCACUGUUAGAACUCUGACAGGAAAUACGUUUUCUCUGGUGGACUGCAUUCCUUUGCUGCAGAAAACUUUGAAGGAUGAAUCUUCUGUUACUUGCAAGUUGGCUUGCACAGCUGUGAGGCACUGUGUCAUGAGUCUUUGUAGCAGCAGCUAUAGUGAAUUCGGAUUACAGUUGAUCACCGAUGUGCUGACCCUGAGGAAUAGUUCCUAUUGGCUGGUGAGGACAGAGCUUUUGGAAACUCUUGCAGAGAUCGACUUUAGGUUGGUGAGCUUUUUGGAGGCAAAAGCAGAAAACAUACACAGAGGGGCUCAUCAUUAUACAGGGCUUUUAAAACUGCAAGAACGAGUGCUCAAUGAUGUUGUCAUCUAUCUGCUUGGGGAUGAAGACCCUAGGGUGCGACAUGUUGCGGCAGCUACAUUAAUGAGGCUUGUCCCAAAGCUGUUUUAUAAAUGUGACCAAGCACAAGCUGAUCCAGUAGUGGCUGUGGCAAGAGAUCAAAGCAGUGUUUACCUGAAACUUCUCAUGCAUGAGACGCAGCCUCCAUCUCACUUCUCCGUCAGCACGAUAACCAGAAUAUAUAGAGGCUAUAACUUACUACCAAGCAUAACAGAUGUCACUAUGGAAAAUAACCUCUCAAGAGUUAUUGCAGCAGUUUCUCAUGAACUAAUCACAUCAACCACGCGAGCACUCACGUGUGGGUGCUGUGAAGCUCUGUGUCUUCUUUCUACUGCCUUUCCAGUCUGCAUUUGGAGCUUAGGUUGGCACUGUGGAGUGCCCCCCCUGAGCACCUCAGAUGAGUCUCGAAAGAGCUGUACUGUCGGGAUGGCCGCGAUGAUCCUUACCUUGCUGUCGUCAGCUUGGUUCCCCUUGGAUCUCUCAGCCCAUCAAGAUGCUUUGAUUUUAGCCGGAAACUUGCUUGCAGCCAGUGCCCCCAAAUCUCUGAGAAGUUCAUGGACCUGUGAAGAAGAGGCCAACCCAGCAGCCAACAAACAGGAAGAGGUCUGGCCAGCUCUGGGGGACCGGACCCUGGUACCCAUGGUCGAACAGCUCUUCUCCCACCUGCUGAAGGUGAUUAAUAUCUGCGCACAUGUCUUGGAUGAUGUGGCUCCUGGACCAGCAAUAAAGGCAGCCUUGCCAUCUUUAACAAACCCCCCUUCUCUAAGUCCAAUCCGACGAAAGGGAAAGGAGAAGGAACCGGGAGAGCAGCCUUCUGUACCACUGAGUCCCAAGAAAGGCAAUGAAGCCAGUCCAGCCUCUCGACAAUCAGAUACCUCAGGGCCUGUUCCAGCAAAUAAAUCCUCAUCACUGGGAAGUUUCUAUCAUCUUCCUUCAUACCUCAAAUUGCACGAUGUCCUGAAAGCUACUCACGCUAACUACAAGGUCACCUUGGAUCUUCAGAACAGCACUGAAAAGUUUGGGGGGUUUCUGCGCUCUGCCUUGGACGUUCUCUCUCAGAUCCUAGAGUUGGCAACACUGCAGGACAUCGGGAAGUGUGUUGAAGAGAUUUUGGGAUACCUGAAAUCAUGCUUCAAUCGAGAACCAAUGAUGGCGACUGUGUGUGUUCAACAGUUGUUGAAGACUCUCUUUGGGACAAACUUGGCCUCCCAGUUUGAUGGCUUAUCUUCUAACCCCAGCAAGUCCCAAGGCCGAGCACAGCGCCUUGGCUCUUCCAGCGUGAGGCCAGGCUUGUACCACUACUGCUUCAUGGCUCCGUACACCCACUUCACCCAGGCCUUAGCUGACGCCAGCCUGAGGAACAUGGUGCAGGCAGAGCAGGACCACGACACCUCAGGGUGGUUUGAUGUACUCCAGAAAGUGUCUACCCAACUGAAGACAAACCUCACAAGUGUCACAAAGAACCGUGCAGAUAAGAAUGCUAUUCAUAAUCACAUUCGUUUAUUUGAACCUCUUGUUAUAAAAGCUUUAAAACAGUACACAACAACAACGUCUGUGCAGUUACAGAAGCAGGUUUUGGAUUUAUUGGCACAGCUGGUUCAGUUACGAGUUAAUUACUGUCUUCUGGAUUCAGAUCAGGUGUUUAUUGGAUUUGUGCUGAAGCAGUUUGAAUACAUUGAAGUGGGCCAGUUCAGGGAAUCAGAGGCAAUUAUUCCGAACAUCUUUUUCUUCCUGGUAUUACUAUCUUAUGAACGCUAUCAUUCGAAACAGAUCAUUGGAAUUCCUAAAAUCAUUCAGCUCUGUGAUGGCAUCAUGGCCAGUGGGAGGAAGGCUGUGACACAUGCCAUACCAGCUCUGCAGCCCAUUGUCCACGACCUCUUUGUAUUAAGAGGAACCAAUAAAGCUGAUGCAGGAAAAGAGCUUGAAACCCAAAAAGAGGUGGUGGUGUCGAUGUUACUGAGGCUCAUCCAGUACCAUCAGGUAUUGGAGAUGUUUAUUCUAGUCCUGCAGCAGUGCCACAAGGAGAACGAAGACAAAUGGAAACGGCUGUCUCGACAGAUAGCCGACAUCAUCCUCCCGAUGUUAGCCAAGCAACAGAUGCACAUUGAUUCUCAUGAGGCCCUUGGAGUGUUGAACACUUUAUUUGAGAUCUUGGCCCCUUCCUCCCUCCGCCCCGUGGACAUGCUUUUACGAAGUAUGUUUGUCACUCCAGAUACAAUGGCGUCUGUGAGCACUGUUCAACUGUGGAUAUCGGGAAUCCUAGCCAUUUUGAGAGUCCUGAUUUCCCAGUCAACUGAAGACAUUGUUCUCUCUCGUAUUCAGGAGCUCUCCUUCUCUCCAUAUUUAAUCUCCUGUCCAAUAAUUAAUAGGUUAAGAGAUGGAGACAGUAACUCAACACCGGAAGAACACAGUGAAGGAAGACAAAUGAGGAAUUUGCCAGAAGAAACAUUUUCAAGGUUCCUGCUACAACUAGUUGGCAUUCUUUUAGAGGACAUUGUUACAAAACAGCUAAAAGUGGAAAUGAGUGAACAGCAACAUACUUUCUAUUGCCAAGAACUAGGCACGCUGCUGAUGUGUCUGAUCCACAUCUUCAAGUCUGGAAUGUUCCGGAGAAUCACAGCAGCUGCCUCUAGACUCUUCACUGCUGACAGCACUGACAGCAGUUUCUAUGGCCUGGAGAGCUUGAACGCGUGGGUGCGCUCCAUGGUCCCCACACACCCGGCCCUGGUGCUGCUCUGGUGUCAGAUCCUGCUGCUCGUCAGCCACACCGACUACCGCUGGUGGGCAGAAGUGCAGCAGACCCCCAAACGACGCAGUCUGUCCAGCACAAAGUCCCUCUGUCCCCAGAUGUCUGGAGUGGAGGAGGAUUCCGAUUUGGCUGCCAAACUUGGAAUGUGCAAUAGAGAAAUAGUACGAAGAGGAGCUCUCAUUCUCUUCUGCGAUUAUGUUUGUCAGAACCUACAUGAUUCAGAGCACUUAACGUGGCUCAUCGUGAAUCAUAUUCAAGAUCUGAUCAGUCUAUCCCAUGAGCCUCCUGUGCAGGAUUUUAUUAGUGCGGUCCAUCGGAAUUCUGCUGCCAGUGGCCUUUUCAUCCAGGCAAUUCAGUCUCGUUGUGAAAAUCUUUCAACUCCCACCACUCUGAAGAAAACUCUUCAGUGCUUAGAAGGGAUCCACCUCAGCCAGUCGGGUGCCGUGCUGAUGCUGUAUGUGGACAAGCUUUUGUGUACUCCGCUCCGUGUGCUGGCUCGCAUGGUUGACACCCUUGCUUGUCGCCGGGUAGAAAUGCUUUUGGCUGCAAAUUUACAGAGCAACAUGGCCCAGCUGCCAGUGGAAGAACUCAACAGAAUCCAGGAAUACCUUCAGAGCAGUGGGUUAGCUCAGAGACACCAAAGACUCUACUCCCUGCUGGACAGGCUGCGUCUCGCCACUGCACCAGGGUCAUGUGGCCCCUCUCCUCCGGUCACAUCCCACCCACUGGAUGGGGUUGGGCCCCUGGCUCUGGAGACAGUUAAUCCAGACAAAGACUGGUACAUAGGUCUAGUCAAAUCCCAGUGCUGGACUAGGUCAGAUGCUGCACUGCUGGAAGGAGCAGAGCUGGUGAAUCGGCUUCCUCCUGGGGACAUGAGUGCAUUCAUGAUGAACUCGGAGUUCAAUUUAAGCCUGUUAGCCCCGUGCUUGGGUCUGGGCACACGUGAAAUCUCUGGAGGCCAGAAGAGUCCCCUGUUUGAAGCUGCUCGAGUGGUGACUCUGGACCGUGUGACCAGCAUGGUUCAGCAGCUCCCUGUCGUCCAUCAAGUGUUCCAACCCUUCCUGGCCGUGGAGCCCAGCGCCUACUGGAGCAAGUUGAAUGAUCUAUUUGGGGAUGCCGUGUUGUAUCGGGCUUUGACCACUCUGGCCCGGGCACUGGCCCAGUACCUGCAGGUGUUCUCCAAACUGCCUGGCCACUUGCUUCUUCCUCCUGAGAAGGAAAGGGACGCCGUGAAGUUUGUGGUCAUGACCCUUGAGGCCCUGUCGUGGCAUUUGAUCCACGAGCAGAUCCCGCUGAGUCUGGAUCUCCAGGCGGGCCUGGACUGCUGCUGCCUGGCUCUGCAGCUGCCUGCCCUUUGGAGCGUGCUCUCCUCUCCAGAGAUGGUGACCCAUGCCUGCUCCCUCAUUCACUGCAUCCGGUUCCUCCUGGAAGCCAUUGUGGUGCAGCCUGGGGACCAGCUUCUUAGUCCAGAAAGAAGGACGAACACCCCAGAGGCUGCCAGAGAGGACGAAGUAGAUUCACACACACAAAACCCUGAGUAUAUUACUGCAGCCUGUGGGAUGGUGGCAGAAAUGGUGGAGUCUUUGCCGUCGGUGUUGGCCUUGGGUCAUAAAAGGAAUAGCAACACUCCAGCCUUUCUCACGUCGGUGCUUAAGAACAUCAUCAUCAGCCUGGCCCGCUUACCCCUCGUCAACAGCUACACGCGCGUCCCUCCCCUGGUGUGGAAACUUGGAUGGGCACCCAAACCAGGAGGAGAUUUUGGCACAGCGUUCCCCGAGAUCCCCGUGGAGUUCCUCCAGGAAAAGGAAGUCUUCAAAGAGUUCAUCUACCGCAUCAAUGUGCUAGGGUGGACCAGCCGUACCCAGUUUGAGGAAACAUGGGCCACCCUCCUUGGUGUCCUGGUGACUCAGCCACUCGUGAUGGAGCAGGAGGAGAGCCCACCAGAAGAAGACACGGAGAGGACACAGAUCAAUGUCCUGGCUGUGCAGGCCAUCACCUCCCUGGUGCUGAGUGCGAUGACUGUGCCCGUGGCUGGCAACCCAGCCGUGAGCUGCUUGGAGCAGCAGCCCCGGAACAAGCCCCUGAAGGCUCUCGACACCAGGUUUGGGAGGAAGUUGAGCAUUAUCAGAGGAGUUGUAGAGCAGGAAAUUCAAGCUAUGGUUUCAAAGAGAGAGAAUAUUGCCACCCAUCAUUUAUACCAAGCAUGGGAUCCUGUCCCUUCCCUGUCUCCGGCUACUACAGGUGCCCUCAUCAGCCACGACAAGCUUCUGCUGCAGAUCAACCCCGAGCGGGAGCUGGGGAACAUGAGCUAUAAGCUCGGCCAGGUGUCCAUCCACUCUGUGUGGCUGGGGAACAACAUCACACCCCUGAGAGAGGAGGAGUGGGACGAGGAGGAGGAGGAGGAGGCUGAUGUCCCUGCACCUUCGUCGGCACCCACAUCUCCAGUCAACUCCAGGAAACACCGGGCUGGGGUUGAUAUCCACUCCUGUUCGCAGUUUUUGCUUGAAUUGUACAGUCGCUGGAUCCUGCCGUCCAGUUCAGCCAGAAGGACCCCUAUUAUCCUGAUCAGUGAAGUGGUUCGAUCUCUUCUAGUGGUCUCAGACUUGUUCACUGAACGCAACCAGUUUGAGAUGAUGUAUCUGACGCUGACAGAGCUGCGGAGGGUGCACCCUUCAGAAGACGAGAUUCUCGUUCAGUACCUGGUGCCUGCCACCUGUAAGGCGGCCGCCGUCCUCGGAAUGGACAAGGCAGUGGCAGAACCAGUCAGCCGGCUGCUGGAGAGCACGCUCAGGAGCAGCCAUCUGCCCAGCAAGAUUGGGGCCCUGCACGGCAUUCUCUACGUGCUGGAGUGUGACCUCCUGGACGACACCGCAAAGCAGCUCAUCCCAGUCAUCAGCGACUAUCUCCUCUCCAACCUCAAAGGAGUAGCCCACUGCGUGAACAUUCACAGCCAACAGCACGUGCUGGUGAUGUGUGCCACUGCCUUCUACCUGAUUGAAAACUAUCCUCUGGAUGUAGGGCCAGAAUUCUCUGCAUCAGUAAUACAGAUGUGUGGAGUGAUGCUGUCUGGAAGUGAGGAGUCCACUCCAUCCAUCAUUUACCACUGCGUCCUGAGGGGCCUGGAGCGCCUCCUGCUCUCCGAGCAGCUCUCCCGGUUGGACACAGAAUCCCUGGUCAAGCUGAGUGUGGACAGAGUGAACGUGCACAGCCCGCACCGGGCCAUGGCGGCCCUGGGCCUGAUGCUCACUUGCAUGUACACAGGGAAGGAGAAAAUCAGUCCAGGCAGAACCUCAGACCCCAGCCCUGCCACCCCAGACAGCGAGUCAGUGAUCGUGGCUAUGGAGCGUGUGUCUGUUCUUUUUGAUAGGAUCAGGAAAGGGUUUCCCUGUGAAGCCAGAGUGGUGGCGCGGAUCCUUCCUCAGUUUUUAGAUGACUUCUUCCCGCCCCAGGACGUCAUGAACAAAGUCAUUGGAGAGUUUCUGUCCAACCAGCAGCCGUACCCGCAGUUCAUGGCUACUGUAGUGUACAAGGUUUUCCAGACUUUGCACAGCACGGGGCAGUCAUCCAUGGUCCGGGACUGGGUCAUGCUGUCCCUCUCCAACUUUACGCAGAGGACCCCGGUUGCAAUGGCCGUGUGGAGUCUCUCCUGCUUCUUCGUCAGCGCUUCCACCAGCCCGUGGGUUUCAGCGAUCCUUCCACACGUCAUCAGCAGGAUGGGCAAGCUGGAACAAGUGGACGUUAACCUCUUCUGCCUGGUGGCCACGGACUUUUACAGACACCAGAUAGAGGAGGAGCUGGACCGCAGGGCCUUUCAGUCCGUGUUCGAGGUGGUUGCGGCACCAGGAAACCCGUACCACCGACUGUUGACAUGUUUGCGGAAUGUCCACAAGGUCGCCACGUGCUGAGCACCCACACGGGGCGGCAGCAAGGCAGCACUGGACCCAGGGCCCUGCCUGCACUGGUGGUGCUAGGCACCACAGGUUCCCCCCUCACGACACCCAGUGGGGGAGUCUGGCAGUGUCCAUCCUGGCUGUGUGGCAGACACGCUGUUUUGCAGGGAGGCUGUGUGCAGGGAAUAUAUGCAGUACUGUUCGGGGUUGAGCCUGAGUCCUCACAGGAAGCAAGAGCAGCUGCAUUGCUAACCCUUCAUGCUGUAGCUAGUAUUAAAGGCCGGUUAACCAGGUGUUUAUCUUCCUCCUAACGCUGUCACCAGGUUACAGCUGCUCUUGCAUCUGGGACAGAAGUAAGUCCUCCGCUCUUGCAGGUUGGCCACUAGCCCCUUUUGCUGUCCCCUAGACAGAAGGUGACGCCAUCAGGCUGUUGAGAGCACUUCCCCGAGUCUCCACAGCGAGGCUCAGGAAGCCCUGAGGUGGUGGUCCCACUCCUAGCAGGCUGUGCCUGUGGUACCCAGCGUCUGGACUGAGCGUGUGGUUUGCACUGGGUGGGGUGGCUGGGAGCACGACACCCAGCACCAUGCUUCCCUUUCUCUGUUUCUUCUCAGGAUUUAAAAUUUAAUUAUAUCAGUAAAGAGAUUAAUUUUAAGGUAACUUUCUAUGCCCGUGUAAAGUAUGUGCAUUGCAAAGUCUGUGCUGCAUGCCCAGCCUCCGUGGAAGUGGACAGGAGCUGGUCCCUUUCCCACAGUGACUCCCCGCACCCAACACCUAAGUCCUCCUUAACACGCCGACCACAUUUCUGUGGCUCACUGCACCCUUUUCAUGCAUUCACAUUUAAUCAAAAUUUAGAGGAGUGUUAAUGUUCAGAUGUCUGUAUCAGGAACUCUCUAUCCAGCCCCAGUCUAAGGAUUGAAAAAGUGCCCACUCAGCUGUCCCGUGUGUAGGAGGUACCUCUCCAUGCCCGUUGUAGCUCCUUAGGCUCUGCCACCACCAGUGAAGGAUGGCUUCCCUGGCCCUUAGCUGGGCAGGCAAGCCUGCCUGGCCAUGAGCAGCCUCUGUCAAGUCCAGAGACGCUGGCUCGGACAUCCUCUGCUCUCGUCCCAAGCUAGCUGGCUGGUGCUGGGGUCCACUUCCCACGUGGCCCUCCUGCAUGUUGGGGCCCAGAUGCGUGCCUGGCCCAGCAGCCCCAAGGGUGUAAUGAGCUGAUUUGCACCCCUUUUGGUCAAGAGCAAAGCUUGGUGUCCUGGGAACCGCUAGAGAAAGACCCCAGCACCUCUUUGGCCUCCUUACAGCCAAGGAGAGCACAGAUCUGUGCCCACUGGACCAGUGAUGGGGCUCAACCUGAAGAGGCAGGAAUGAGAUGGGCCAGGGCAAUGACUGGACAGUCCACGGUCCCCUCAGAGCCACUGCUUAUUCCCCAUGCCCAGGCCCUGGACCAGCUGUCUGUUUCCAGGCCCGCGGUAGCCAAACCAUUGAAUGCAAACAAGGCUUAGACCAUCAGUUGACCUUGCUUAGGAGUGUGUGGGGCACUUAUGGGUGAGGCUUUGCUUGCUGUCUGACCGUGGGACCCAGCCAGCACUCUGCCUCCUUCGUCCCCAGAGGCAGCCAGUCACUUGGUCACCAGCACGCUGGUCAGUUUGUCAUAAGCUCAAGUGCAGUCAGGGUUUUAGGUAUUUCGUAUGGUGAACGGACAUCAUUUUGAAGCUAUUUUCCAGAGUCUACAAAGGAGGAGGGGCCUUUUGGCACAUGGUUACAUGGUUAGUUACCAUCACAUCUGUCUGGGGGGCCUGAUGUCUCCCCGCAAUGCACACGGCCAGCUGCCUAGAGACCCCCAAGCUGCCCCCCACUUGCCCCAGAGCUGCUGCUUCCCUUCGGCCCUUUCUUGCUGAAGCACUUUGAGGCCAGCUGGGGCAGGACCUGCCCACUGCCCAUGCACACAAGGGAGCUGUGGCGGCCCCUCCUCAGAGCAGCCUUUGGCUUUCCCCGCCGGCCCCCAGCAGAGGCCUCACCAAGCCAGGGUGUGAAAGGUAGAAAUGGGUCAGAUGUCUGAGCAGGACCUUAAGGGAGGGAUGCUACUGAAUUUUAGUAGGAAGCAGGAAAGUCACCAUUCUCCCUCAUUCACUUCGGGCUCCCAUUUCUCCUCCUGGCUUUUCCCAUAGCCUACUAGAAUGUUCGUGAACAUGGGAAAGCUUUCAGGACUUUCUGCCCCCGCCCCCUGGGUUAUUUCAGCGGCUCUGAGAUAGAUCCAUCACAGGCCGGAUGUUGUUCUUGGUUAGAUGUUUACACUUGUGAGAAAUAACACUGUGAAUGUAAAAUUGGGAACCCAUUCUCUUUAGGAUUCCUGUCACUGGGCUCAACUGAGAGUUUAGCUGGCCUUCCCUUGUUUAUGACAUGACCUAAAACAGUCAGUUGUUAACGAGGGUGCUUGGAGCCCCGCUUUGGCCACAGUGCCACCCCAAAGACUUGCCUGUGCGCCCCAGAGAUGGGUAUGAGGUUAUGAGUGACUUUACCUACGGACGAAGGUAUGUGUAUGUGCAUAUGUACAUAUCUAUAAUUAUAUAUAUAUGUUAGAACACAGAUAUGCAAGGCCUCUAAGAAUGGCCGUGUUAGUUCUUGGGAGAAGUUGACUUGUCUUAGACCUGCCACGUGGAGUCGGCUGUGUGACUGAGACAUCUAAGAGUGGGGGUCAUUUGCUCAUUAAAAUCCCACUGAGAAAAUAGUCCACCCUAUCAACUCUGCAGAAGGGAUUAAGACUUUAUCAAGUUCUUAAAAGUUUACAGCAAGCACCAAUCAUAUAUCAAUCCAAAUGUUGUUGGAAAUGUUAAUUUGAUUGUCAAAUUUGGGAGCGUGGGCGGAGGUGGUUUUAUUUUCCUGCAGAUGAUAUCAGGAGGGACUUGAAUGAACCAGGGUGGAGUUGUGUGGCGAUGCACUGAAGUGCAUCUUUUCCAGAAACGGGUCUCCCUCCAGCUGACCCCACUGGGUGUGCAGGUGACUUUUCCAGCUGCCAAGUGUCCUUCACUAUGUUUUCUCUCUGCUAGCAAAUAUGUCCCUUCAGGAGGAAAGAUUGACACUGGAACACCUCCAGACACCCAGCAUGUAGCAUCAGACAAAGCCCUGACCGCACACAGACCCCGCCCCCUUCCCUGGGGUCAUCUCCGGAGCCUCGGGGCAGCUUCUGCGGAGCUGAAGUGAGCCCUGCUGCUGGCUCAGCUGGGAUGGACUCUAAACAGCAGUCACUGAGCUCAGCCAGCUCACAGGCGACACUUCCUUCUCUUGUAGAGGCCACAGUGGACUUGGUUCUGUGUGAUUUGGUGGGAGUGGAAUGAGUUUCCUCUUGACACCAUAAGCGUCCUUCCUAGCAUACGUCCUCACUUUGGCUCUUGUCCCUCCCUCUGCAGUGGGGGCCCCACACUGAAGCUACUGGCCAGGGUGAGACUCGGAGUCGUUCCUUCUGGUGGGGCGCUGGGCGGAACGGGAAAGCAACCUGGAGCCGCCAGGGCUCGCUGGGGAGUUUGGGAUGGCUUAUGUAAGAAGAGGCCUGCCCUGCGCUGUGCCCUGUGCUGCUGGCCUGGGCACGUCCUCGGUAGGGAGGGGCCCACUCAGGUGGCGGUGACAACUGGUUCAGGAGCCACUCUCCCAAAUGCACCUGUCACUUUUUAAUGCACUUGAAGGAACUCCCUCCUCCAGAGUGCUUCUGGGAGCAUCUGGCCUUGGACAGUCACUGCAGAGUUUCUCAUUGCAAACUGGGGGUGACUACCGGCGCUGGAAGAUCGUGGCUGCAUGGACCUGCCACAGGUGGUUCGGCUUUGAUCUGAGUGGGGUCCCCUGUCCUUACUUGCUGCUUCCUGCUGUGGCAGAGUGGCUGUCAGCAGGGGUUUGAGGUCACGCUUCACCACCGCUGCUGUCCCCAUGGUGCCGGGAGCCAGCAAGGCUGUGAUGGGCGCGUGCCGGAGCCUGGCCCAGACCUGACUGUCCACUUCCAAGAGGAGGGAGGAGGACUGACGUGAGAUGUAUAUUUAAAUUUUUUAAACUGCUGCAAACAUUGUACAUCUGAAUUAAAGGAAAAAAUUAAACCAUAAACUGCU
This is a messenger RNA of Diceros bicornis minor, 13608 nucleotides long. It is a transcript of the gene HTT, whose product is annotated as huntingtin. Gene Ontology annotation, cellular component: cytoplasm; nucleus. The transcript is spliced from 67 exons. Gene Ontology annotation, biological process: microtubule-based transport. The record is from RefSeq and is a predicted model, not a curated record. The coding region runs from base 125 to 9535 and encodes 3136 amino acids. Lineage: Eukaryota; Metazoa; Chordata; Mammalia; Perissodactyla; Rhinocerotidae.